AUGGUGCGGCUUCUCGGGCUGCGGGGCCUCAGCUUCGGGCCUGAGGAGUCGCCGCGAGAGAUCACGGCCGCCGGCGGAGAUGCCGCGCCCCCUGUGGGGAGCAGCGGCUGGCUAGUCCGCUUCUUCGACUCCGCUUUCUUCUGCGAGUGGAUCGCCGUCAGCUACCUCUACAAGCACGACCACGCCGGCGUGCGCGACUACCUCUGCAACCGGAUGUACACGCUCCCGCUCUCGGGCCUCGAGGCCUACCUCUUCCAGGUCUGCUACAUGCUCGUGCACAAGCCCAGCCCCUCCCUCGAUCGCUUCGUCAUUGACACGUGUGCCAAAUCCCUGCGCAUCGCGCUCAAGGUGCAUUGGAUCCUCGCUGCUGAACUUGAGCUAGAGGAAACCGAGGAUCUGGAUGGGAUCGAUAAGGUGCAGGAGCAGUGCCAGGCUGCAGCCACCGUGCAGGGCGAGUGGCCGCCGCUGGUCCGACCUGCGCCGCUGUCCCCUGUUGCCAGCCCACGCAGCAAUCCCAUGCUCAGCAGGAUACGCUCGUCAAAGCAGCGACUGAUGUCCCUUGCGUCGUCGCCCUCUCUUGGUUUGAGCCCCCCUCCCAGCAGCACCAAUGUGUCUGCUGCUGAGGAUGCUGGAGCUGGCAAAGGGAAGCAGCCAGUAACACCAUCUUUGGAGGACAACAAGCUGCUUAGGCGAUUGAGCAUCGGGCCAAAGGCCUUCUUUAGGCGCUCUGUGGAGAAGGACGAGGAACAGGAUAAGGAUGGGUUCUUUAAGAGGUUGCUUAGAGACAGCAAGGACAAGGAGGAGGAUGAUGGAGACAAGGAAGGUUUUAUUAAAAGGUUGCUUAAGGAUAGCAAGGAGAAAGAGAAUGAUGAGGAAGAAGGGGAUAAAGAUGGUCUCUUCCGUAGGUUGCUUAGGGACAGCAAGGACGAGGAUAUGGAGCUCACACCUAGCUCGGAUGGUUUGCUGAAGAGACUCUUCCGUGACAAAGAGGACAGACCGGGCGACGAUGACGAGAAGGAAGGUUUUUUCCGCAGGAUAUUCAAGGAUAAGAAUGAGGAGAGGAGAGAAAGCAUGCAUGGAAGGCUUGGGGAUGAGGAAAGAGUAGGUAAGAGUUUGGAGGAUGAUGAUAGGGAAGGGUUCUUCCGCAAGAUCUUCAAAGAUAAGAAUGAAGAGAAGAAAGAUGGAGGCAGUCAUAAGCAAAAUGAUGAUAGAGAAAAGGUCGGUGUGAACACUGAAGAGGACAGGAAGGAUGGCUUUUUCCGGCAACUUUUCAAGGAGAAAAAUGAUGAGAAAAAGGAAGGCACCACUCCCAGCAGGAAGGAGGACGACAGCAAAGGCAAUAAGAGCAUAGACGACGAUAAUUUCUUUCGCAGAAUUUUCAAGGAUAAGAAUGAAGAAAAGAAGGGAGCUGCCCAUGACAGGAACGAGGAUGAGAAGUGUGAGGAAGGUGAUAAGGAAAAUUUCUUCAGGAAACUAUUCAAGGACAAAGACAAACAUGAGGACAGGAGAAUCGAAGGGCUUGAUAAAAAUGAUGACGAUGGUAAGAGCACCAGUGGUAUUGAGGAAGAGGAAAAUUCAGAGUUCUUGUCAUUCCGCAGGUUGUUUCGAGUGCACCCAGAAGACGCUAAGAGUGGACAUAUAGAAGGUAGUCAGCCUAACGGUAUUUCUGAGGGUAGCCCGGGAUCAGAGAGCUUUUUUAAACGUUUAUUCCGUGAUAGAGAAGAUUCUGAGAUUUUUGGCUCAAAGUUAUUGAAAGAGAAACACCCUGGUUCCACAGGAAACAGUGAGAAACAAAGUGGAAAACCACCUUUACCAAAUAAUGUGCUGGCAGAACUACGGAAAGGCUCUUACUACGCUUCACUGGAGCUAGUUCAAUCAUUAUGUGAUACAUCUUAUGGUCUCGUAGACAUAUUUCCCGUUGAAGAUCGCAAGAUUGCCUUGCGAGAGUCUCUUACAGAGAUCAAUUCACAUAUUGCUUCCAGUGAGAAAAAUGGAGGCGUAUGCUUCCCAAUGGGAAGGGGCAUAUAUCGAGUGGUUCAUAUACCUGAAGACGAGUCUGUUCUUCUAAACUCUAGGGAGAAAGCUCCCUAUCUUAUAUGUGUUGAAGUUUUGAAAGCAGAAACACCAAGUCACUCCAAAGGGUCCUCAGAUGUGAACAAACUAUCAAAAGGCGGGAUACCGUUGGCUAAUGGAGAUGUUCAGUUGCCAAAGCCGCCUCCAUGGGCAUAUCCUUUGUGGAGUCGACAUGAACCACAAAAUUAUGAAACAGACAGAAUGCUGAACUCUACCUCUCAGGUUAUUGACCAAGCCAUGGCUCAACUAUGGGAGGCCAAAGUGAAAUUUGUAAAUGUUAGUUUCUCUAUCGAGAAAAUUGGUCGUUCUAGAAGCAUUGCAAUGUCUGAGUCGGGGCGUAGGAUACGGCAACCUACAACAGAGUCACAUGAUCUAUCAGGAGAUUCCCAGGCUGUUGUUGAUCAGCCAAUUGAGUGGGUAAAGGUCACCCUGUCUGCGGUUCCAGGAGUUAACAUGGAAGAUGUAGAUGACAAUGAACCGACACGGAAGAAGGACCAUCGCCGUGUUCCAAGCACUAUUGCAAUGGAGGAAGUCAAGGUGCAGGCUGCAGCGUUAAAAGGAGAAGCCCCACCUGGUCUUCCACUGAAAGGAGUUGGUCAAAGCACUGAAAAUUUGGAUCCUAUGGCAACUGAUGGCGGAGAUCCUAAACCAACUGAUGCUUUGGCUGGUGAACUUUGGACUGUCAAGAAAGAGAGAAUACGCUGCUCUUCAGUUCAUGGAAAAUUACCUGGCUGGGAUUUGCGUUCUAUUAUUGUCAAGAGUGGGGAUGAUUGCCGACAGGAGCACUUAGCUGUACAGCUUGUCGCACACUUUUAUGAUAUAUACCAAGAAGCUGGCUUACCACUCUGGUUACGGCCUUAUGAAGUUAUCGUUACGUCUGCAUAUGCAGCCCUAAUAGAGACUAUUCCUGAUACGGCAUCAAUUCAUUCCAUCAAGAGUAGGUUUCCCAAUAUCUUAAGUCUUCGUGACUACUAUGUAGCCAAGUAUGAAGAGAAUUCUCCAAAUUUCAAACUUGCACAGAGGAACUUUGUGGAAAGCAUGGCAGGAUAUUCAAUUCUGAGCUACCUGCUGCAGGUCAAGGAUCGUCAUAAUGGGAAUCUCUUGAUAGACGAGGAGGGACAUAUUAUUCAUAUUGAUUUUGGUUUCAUGCUUUCCAACUCUCCUGGAGGGGUAAAUUUUGAGAGUGCACCAUUUAAGCUGACGAGGGAGCUCCUUGAAGUGAUGGAUUCUGAUGCUGAGGGAACUCCCAGCGAGUUCUUCGACUAUUUCAAGGUGCUAUGCAUUCAAGGGUUUCUUACUUGUCGGAAGCAUGCAGAGCGUGUUAUACUUCUUGUGGAAAUGUUGCAGGAUUCUGGCUUCCCGUGCUUUAAAGGUGGUACUCGCACUAUACUGAACUUGAGGAAGAGGUUCCACUUGAGUCUCACUGAAGAGCAAUGUGUAUCGCUGGUGCUCUCAUUGAUCAGUAGCAGCAUGGAUGCCUGGCGUACUCGGCAGUAUGAUUACUACCAGAGAGUAUUGAAUGGGAUUUUAUGA
This is a messenger RNA of Triticum turgidum subsp. durum (durum wheat), 3606 nucleotides long. Lineage: Eukaryota; Viridiplantae; Streptophyta; Magnoliopsida; Poales; Poaceae. The record is from the annotation of a GenBank genome assembly.